UGAUAGAAGUUUAUAUUUGGUUUGACAAUUAUAACCAAAAUUAAUCGCACUAUUUUUUUUUUGUAAAAACAAUUGAUAAAUUUCUUUUAUUUAUUGAUAUUUUUCAAAAUUUUAAUAGACAAAACAAAAUGGCAACAAAAGUAGUUGCAACAGCAACUAUUAGAGCAGUCAAAGGAAGAAAAUUAAUACCGACACGAGCUGCUUUAACAUUAACACCGUCAGCUGUAAAGAGAGUGAAGGAACUCUUAACUGGAAAACCAGAAUUUAGCGGUUUAAAAAUUGGAGUGAGGCAAAGAGGAUGUAAUGGACUUUCAUAUACGUUGGAUUAUGCCAAAGAAAAAGAUAAACUUGACGAAGAAGUUGCUCAGGAUGGAGUUAAAAUAUUUAUUGAUAAGAAGGCACAAUUAUCACUUUUAGGUACUGAAAUGGACUAUGUGGAAUCGAAAUUAUCUAGUGAAUUUGUUUUUAAUAAUCCAAAUAUUAAGGGAACAUGUGGUUGUGGCGAAUCAUUUAGCUUGUAAUUUGAUAAAUCAGAUCAGUACAGAAAAUUUAGCGUUAAAUGUAAAUUCAUGUACUAAAUGGAUAUUUAAAUAUUCUUGAAAAUUAUUGUAAAAAUAUACGCUUUGUUGAAACUCUAGUAAUAGUAAAUAUAGAAAAAAUUAUUAUUUAAAUCAAA
Molecule: messenger RNA, 676 nt
Organism: Condylostylus longicornis
Lineage: Eukaryota; Metazoa; Arthropoda; Insecta; Diptera; Dolichopodidae
Gene: MagR
Product: iron-sulfur cluster assembly 1 homolog, mitochondrial
Exons: 5
Coding region: 129-521 (130 amino acids)
Biological process (GO): iron-sulfur cluster assembly
Cellular component (GO): mitochondrion; cytoplasm
Molecular function (GO): 2 iron, 2 sulfur cluster binding
Source: RefSeq, a predicted model, not a curated record